Molecule: messenger RNA, 2807 nt
Organism: Scomber japonicus (chub mackerel)
Lineage: Eukaryota; Metazoa; Chordata; Actinopteri; Scombriformes; Scombridae
Product: inositol hexakisphosphate kinase 2-like
Exons: 5
Coding region: 274-1686 (470 amino acids)
Biological process (GO): inositol phosphate biosynthetic process; phosphatidylinositol phosphate biosynthetic process
Cellular component (GO): cytoplasm; nucleus
Molecular function (GO): inositol hexakisphosphate kinase activity
Source: RefSeq, a predicted model, not a curated record
UUUACAGCUACAUACGUGGUAUUUUAUCACACGUACAAACACGGUGAAAACCCAGCCGAACGAAGGAGUUUUAUAAUUUGUUCUAAGGCAACGAGAGGAAAGGGUAAUUCAAGGAUUUUCUCGCCCGUGUCCUUCCUGUUCUGCCCUUUUGUUUUUUCCCUCGAGCAGCAGCGCCCCCUGCGAGCUAGCAGAGAAGAGAGACGAGCGGCCCUAGCCUCUUGCCUCCCCUACACCGUGGGUCCACCCAGCUUAGCAGUCCGAUGCGGAGUGAGGAUGAGUCCCGCUCUGGAAGCCCUUAUGCAGGCAGACGGGACUCCUUAUCCCGGAAAAGGGGUAAUGCUUGAACCCUUCGUGCACCAGGUGGGGGGUCACUCCUGUGUACUAAGAUUUGGGGAGCAAACAAUCUGCAAACCCCUCAUCCCCCGAGAGCAUCAGUUCUACAAGAGCCUCCCCCCAGAGAUGAGAAAGUUCACCCCCCAGUAUAAAGGUGUAGUGUCUGUCAGUUUUGAAGAAGAUGAGGAAGGGAACCUGUGUCUCAUUGCUUACCCCCUCCACACCGAAUCAGGUGACCUGGAAAACAAAGAUCCCUCAGCAGAUUGCGAGCCCAAGAGCAAGAUGCUCAAGUGGAGCAAAAACAAGCAGUCCCCUUUGCUAUUAGACAACGACAACUACAGCAAAGACAGAGCUCGACAGAGCCGUAAAGAAGACAAGAUCAUGAGCUAUAAUCGUGAUGAGGUGCAGCAGCAGCCGCAGCAGGCAGAGGUUCUCUACUUCAGCCUGGAUAAAGGCAAUGUGGUGCCACAGAUCAAACACAAUCCCUGGAGUCUCAAAUGUCACCAGCAGCACUUACAGAGGAUGAAGGAGAAUGCAAAACACCGAAACCAAUACAAGUUUAUCCUUUUGGAGAACCUGACAUGGCGCUACACAGUACCAUGUGUUUUAGACUUGAAGAUGGGAACUCGGCAACAUGGGGAUGAUGCAACAGAGGAGAAGAAAGCCAAUCAAAUUCGCAAGUGUCAACAGAGCACAUCUGCCUCUAUUGGAGUGCGACUCUGUGGCAUGCAGGUGUACCAGUCAGACUCUGAACAGCUGAUGUUCAUGAAUAAGUACCAUGGGCGUAAGCUGACCCUGGCAGGCUUCAAAGAGGCCCUCUACCAGUUCUUCCACAAUGGGCGUCGCCUGCGUCGUGAGCUGCUGUCCCCCGUGCUGCGCAAACUCCGGGAAAUGCAAGCUUCCCUGGAGGCCUUCGAGUCCUACCGUUUCUACUCUAGUUCCCUGCUCAUCAUCUAUGACGGAGACCACCCCAUAACUCCCUCUAGACCCAGACACCGUGGCGGGGAAGAGGGCGAUGAGGAUGAGCCAUCAGAUGAAGAUGAAGAAGAAGAGGAGGAGGAGGAGGAGGAAGAAGAGGAAGGGGCCUUCGGUUUCCCUUGUUCCUCCUCAGCAGGUGGCAGCACUAGUGUGGCCGGAGGGAGCAGUAACAGUGGUAGCAGCCGCUCUUCUAACAGCACAGGAGAGGCCAGCAGCCCCACAGUGGACGUGCGCAUGAUCGACUUUGCUCACACAACCUGUCGGCACUAUGGUGAAGACAGUGUUGUGCAUGAAGGCCAGGACAGCGGUUUCAUCUUCGGCCUCCAGAACUUGAUCACCAUCAUCUCCCAGCUUGAGGAUCACAGCACUGACUGAGACUGCACUGGAGCCCAACAUGGUCUGAAUUUCAAAGCUGGGAAGAGCUCACUGAGCUAAAACCCUGCUACUCCAAGGUGCAUCGUCCUCACACCUACAUGGGGGUCUGACCCUCCUCUGCUUGGAGGGAACCUCAGACACUUCAGGGUCAGGGGAGAGCCUGUGUGGUCGUUCCUGUGCUCUCCCUCAUCUGCCAGAGGUCAGGGCUGCCUGUGCCCUUACUUGCACUUUUCUCUCUGAGACUGCUCCUUUUCUUUGUUAUAAAUGAUAGGAGAACUGUUGUGUGAGACAGAGGUCUCUCAACAAACACAGGGACUCCUGUAGCAUCCUAGGACUCUCCUCCACCUCUCCUCCUCUGGUACACACAUUUCUUUAUUGUAAGUUCUCUCUGAGAGAGAAAGAGUGAGGAGGAGAUAAUUGAACCUCAAGUGUGUAGUUCUAGGAGCCUGAUGUGGUGCUUUACCUGUGACAUGAGGUUGUCGUUUUGUUUUUUUAAUGAAGUUUGGACUGCCGGUCCCUAACAGCACAGCACAUUGUUAGAGGGAAAGGUGACUGUACAAGCUGACCUUGGCUGGCUAGGUCAGCAGCCUUGUAGCAAUUGACAACUUAAGCUUCUGAUAAGGACAAUUUGUUUAUAUUGGUGUUUCUUAAGACCCUUGUAAUAAACAUGGUUUGUGUGUCCAAUGGGGCACCCAGAUUUUCACUUUGUGGUGGAAGAACAACAUUAUUUAGGUAUAGAAGAAGGGAUUUGCAUUUUUCCAACAGUUGUUCUCCCCUGUUCUUUGUUGCCUACAAACGAAAGACAUUUUUCAAGGGGAUAAUAACCCUGUUUUGUCACUGUCUUUGUUUUUGUCUGAUUUUCUCCUCUUCAUUCCUGAAACUUUGACUAAACAAAGAGAAUAUAUUGAUUUAAAAAAAAAACACUAGCUACAAAGACUAUAGAGGCUAUUUAUUUGAAAGGAUUGUUUGAAAUGGAUACGACUACAUUCCAUAUAACCACUCUAAAUGUUCUGUUCUGAUACCGACUUUGAUUUAUUUUGUUAUUGCAAGAGCUGUUAUCUCUUGUAUGUGUGUUAACAGUGUCUUGGAAAAUAAAGGCAUUCAUUUGUGGUAAAAAAAAA